CUCACACUGUAAACAAACUCUCUUACUCUCCGUAGUCUCCGACGGCCGCUUCUCCCUGUUCUCUACGUCCUCAGAUGCGAAUAUAUUCGUGCUGAUCUACCAUAAUCCCCCAGACCCUAGAUCCCUAUCCAGUUCCCUUCCCAAAAGGAAUGGCUCCACGGAAAGCUGGAGAGCGCGACAUGCUGGAGUCCUUUUACUCUGUAAUCGCCCUCGUCUUCAUUCUUGUAGCCUGCGUCGAGCUCUGCGACGCCGCCACCGUCGUCGAUGUCUACCGUCUUAUCCAGUACGAUAUCUCCGGCGUCCCAUUCGGAUCUCGCCUCGCCGCCCUAAACCACCACGCCGGCUCUCUUCAAUUCGCUCCCGGCGCCGAUCUCUCCCGCACGGUCGUCAUCAUCCCCGUCCGCGAGCUCAACAUGUCCUUCGUCAAAGAAUAUAUAGUUCAAAGACAGCCUCUGGGGGGCUUAUUGUUUUUGCUUCCCCAGAUGUUUAAUUUUGAUAAUAGAGAUGGCAUGGGGAUUUAUCAUCAGAAUCAUGGAAAAGAGCUGUUGCGCAAUGUUAUGGUAGAACUCGAGCAGUUACUUAUACAUGCCAACAUUCCUUAUCCUGUGUAUUUUGCUUUUGAGGACAGUGAUAUUGAUGCUGUUUUGGCUGAUAUCAACAAGAAUGAUGCCAUUGGUCAGCCUGCUACAGCAACUACUGGCGGAUUCAAGCUUGUUGUCUCAGCACCAGAACCUAAGAAACUGGCUUUGCCCACCAUCACAAACAUUCAGGGUUGGUUGCCAGGACUGAAAUCCGAUGGAGAUGCAAGUCAACUCCCAACCAUUGCUAUUGUAGCAUCAUACGAUACAUUUGGGGCUGCUCCUGCAUUGUCAGUGGGAAGUGAUAGCAAUGGAAGUGGCAUUGUCGCACUUCUUGAAAUAGCUAGGUUAUUCUCUCUUCUUUAUUCAAAUCCUAAGACAAGAGGAAGGUAUAAUUUACUUUUUGGGUUAACAUCUGGAGGACCUUACAACUACAAUGGAACUCAAAAGUGGCUUCGAAGCCUCGAUCAACGUUUACGUGAGAGUAUUGACUAUGCAAUUUGCUUAAAUAGCAUUGGUUCAUGGGAUAAUGAAUUAUGGAUUCAUGUAUCUAAGCCUCCAGAAAAUGCCUACAUAAAGCAAAUAUUUGAAGGUUUCUCUAAUGUAGCAGAAGAGUUGGGCUUCAAAGUGGGUCUGAAGCACAAGAAGAUAAAUAUUUCAAAUCCUCGAGUAGCUUGGGAGCACGAACAGUUUUCAAGGCUUAGAGUUACUGCUGCCACCUUAUCGGAACUCUUUACUGCACCUGAACUGAUGGAAAGGACUGGAGGCUUUGUUGAUAGCAGACAUUUCGUAAAUGAAACUGCAAUUAUCAGAAGCAUCAAGUUAGUUGCAGAGAGUCUGGCGAGGCACGUCUAUGGCCAUCAGGGAAAGAAUAUCCAAAUCUUCUCAGACAAAAGUAGUUUGGCUGUGAAUCCUUCCUAUAUACAAUUGUGGCUGGAUCUUUUGUCAAGGACACCUAGAGUAGCACCAUUCCUCUCAAAGAAUGACCCACUUGUCAUGGCAUUAAAAAAGGAAUUAGAAGAUCAUACAGCUGAGGUGAAUGUGCAACAUGAAUUACUCGAUGGAAUGUUCACUUUCUAUGAUUUGACCAAAGCUAGACUAAACAUAUAUCAGGUAGCUAGCGUAACAUUCGACUUGCUGUUGCUUCUAGUGUUGGGUUCAUAUCUGAUAGUACUGUUCAGUUUUCUUGUCAUCACUACCAGGGGUCUUGACGAACUAUUCAGUCUAUUUCGACGACCUCCCUCUCGCAAAGUCAAAACUGCUUAGAUGACUGACGACAGGAUUUAGUACCGACCUUUUUCAUUGGCUGUAUUAUUUUUCCAUGUAGCUUUAGAUUGAAAUUACAACCGAGGGUUGGUGAUCUUCUGUUAAUUAAUUGAGUGUCACGAGGAAGCUAAGCUCCUAAUUUAUCAUAUGAAUGAUAAAAUGAGAAUCAUUGUUGUGCGAGAAAAAGUUUUGGAGAUCAUUAAUUUUGUUUAA
Molecule: messenger RNA, 2057 nt
Organism: Carya illinoinensis
Lineage: Eukaryota; Viridiplantae; Streptophyta; Magnoliopsida; Fagales; Juglandaceae
Product: nicalin-1
Exons: 14
Coding region: 150-1844 (564 amino acids)
Biological process (GO): regulation of signal transduction
Cellular component (GO): endoplasmic reticulum membrane
Source: RefSeq, a predicted model, not a curated record